AUGACUAACCUCGACUUCUUUGCCUACCCGUCGGACGGACCCGUGGUGAAGCCCGACAAGGGUAUGUCCGGAAGAGUGCUCAACGUGAUGACACUGUUGCCCACCCUGAUCUACAAGAGCCAAGAUGGCGAAUGGGACGUGGAGCCUGUGCGUGGAAACCUGGCCCUCUACCUGUCACACUUCUUUCUUGACCAACAAACGGAAUGGGAAACCCAUUUGAUCGCAUGGACUGGAGAAUUGGUCAACAAGCUGAACUCGGGUACUUCGGUGACUUCUGAUAACAUUCAGGAGGAUCCGCUUUAUUUGGACGACAACGACAAGCAUGUCCUUGAAGGCAAGAUCCGCAAAGGCAGCCGUACCGACAACGUUCAUCCUGUCUGGUUGUUGAGAAGAGACCAAGAAAGGUGGAGAAGAUAUGCGGAGGACUACUUGUGGCCAGUGUUCCACUACAUUCAAGGCCAGCCUUCCGACGGAAGAGCUGAGGCCCAGGCAUGGCACGAUUAUGUCAAGUUCAACGAAGCAUACCUCAAGAAAAUCAAGUCCAUCUACCGUCCCGGAGAUAUCAUCUGGAUCCAUGACUACUACCUCUUGUUGUUGCCCCAAUUACUUCGUAUGGAGUUCCCAGAUGCCUUUAUCGGCUUGUAUUUACAUGCUCCAUUCCCAUCUUCCGAAUACUUCAGGUGUCUUUCCAAGAGAACUCAAUUGUUAGAUGGUAUGUUGGGUGCUGACAGUGUCGCUUUCCAAUCAGACUCAUUCAAGAGACACUUCUUGUCUUGCUGUGCAAGAGUUCUUGGGUACGAUGUUACCCAUGAUAAGGUGCUUGCAUAUGGUUCUUCGAUCUUUGUGGAGACUAUGCCCAUUGGAAUCGACACCGCGAAGACUGAGAAUGAUGCUUUCAAUUCGGAAAUCGAUGAGAAAGUUAAAGCCCUUCGUGAAAUUUAUCACGACAAAAAGAUCAUUGUUGGUAGAGAUAGACUUGAUACAGUACGUGGGGUUGUACAAAAGCUUCAAGCAUUUGAGAUGUUCUUGCAGAUGUAUCCAGAAUGGAGAGACAAGGUGGUUUUGAUUCAAGUGUCUAGCCCUAGUUACACUCAAUUUGCAAAGGUUGAAAAGAAGGUGUCCGAAUUGGUCAACCACAUCAACAGUGAAUACGGUAAUUUGAACUCUACUCCCGUAUUGCAUUACCAAAUGCGUAUUGCCAAGGAAGAAUACCUUGCCUUAUUAAGAGUUGCUGAUUUGGCUUUGAUUACAUCCAUCAGAGACGGUAUGAACACAACUUCCCUUGAGUUUGUGAUUUCGCAAAAGGAAAAUAACUCUCCAUUGAUCUUAUCCGAAUUUACAGGAACUGCCUCGGUCCUCAAUGAGGCCAUUUUAGUCAAUCCUUGGGACUCGGUUGGGAUUGCAAAGACGUUGAAUGAUACGCUCUUGAUGUCUGAUUCAAGUAAGAAACAGUUGGAGAAGAAGUUAUACGACCAAGUUACCUCCAACACUAUCCAGAACUGGACUUCGAACUUCUUGGGCCAUCUUAUUAAACAUGUCUCCAAGAGUCACCAAACUCAUCAUACACCUGCAUUGAACCGUCCAUUAUUAUUGAACAAUUACAAGAACUCUGAGAGAAGAUUAUUUUUAUUUGAUUAUGAUGGUACUUUGACCCCUAUCAUCCGUGAUCCUGCAGCGGCAAUUCCCUCAUCCAGGUUGAAUGAUAUCCUUGAUACUUUGAGUGCUGAUCCAAAGAACCAAAUUUGGGUUAUUUCUGGUAGAGACCAAGUAUUUUUGGACAAGUGGCUUGGUUCCAAGAAUAUCGGGUUAUCAGCAGAGCACGGGUGUUUCAUGAGAGAUGUGGGAUCUAAGGAGUGGGUCAAUUUGGCUGAGAGCUUCGAUAUGUCGUGGCAAAAGAAGGUAGAGGAUGUAUUCAAGAUCUACACCGAGAAGACUCCUGGAUCCAAUAUUGAAAUCAAGAAGGUAGCUUUGACUUGGCAUUACCGUCGGUCAGAUCCUGAGUUGGGUCUGUACCAAGCUGAGAAGUGUUUUCAGGAAUUAAAGGAUACCGUUGGUAAGGAGUAUGAGGUUGAAAUCAUGGCUGGUAAGGCCAACAUCGAGGUGAGACCCAAGUUCGUCAACAAGGGUGAAAUUGUCAAGAGAUUGGUGUUGAACCCUCACGGUGAGAAACAGGAUACCCUGCCAGUACGCAAGCAUCGUAGCGAUGUUCCUUUGGACCAACUUCCUGACUUCAUGUUGUGUCUUGGUGACGACUUGACCGAUGAGGACAUGUUCAGAUCGUUGAAGGAGAUUGAGGCCGAAUGGCACUUGAACGACUUGCCCAAGAACGAGUAUGGGUCCUACGGAGUGUACCCUGUCGCAGUCGGUCCUGCCUCCAAGCAGACGAUUGCAACCUCACAUCUCAAUGAGCCAGCGCAGGUAUUGGAGACUUUGGGCCUCUUGGCGGGCCAGGUCUCCUUGUUCGAAAGUGCAGGUUCCGUAGACUUGGACGACCGUGGACACCUUGAAAAUAGUGAGUCCUCGGAAAAAUCUAAGUCUGCCAUUAAGGCUGCCUCUUUGAAGAGGGACCAGCCAAAGGUAUAG
This is a messenger RNA of Suhomyces tanzawaensis NRRL Y-17324, 2583 nucleotides long. RefSeq names its product trehalose-phosphatase (gene TPS2). Bases 1 to 2583 code for a protein of 860 amino acids. Gene Ontology annotation, biological process: trehalose biosynthetic process; cellular response to heat; fungal-type cell wall organization. The transcript has a single exon. Gene Ontology annotation, molecular function: catalytic activity. Lineage: Eukaryota; Fungi; Ascomycota; Pichiomycetes; Serinales; Debaryomycetaceae. Gene Ontology annotation, cellular component: alpha,alpha-trehalose-phosphate synthase complex (UDP-forming); cytosol. The record is from RefSeq and is a predicted model, not a curated record.